GUCGGAGGGAGCGCGAGACGUGCGCCGGGCUGCCCCGCGCGGGGCCAGGGCUGGCGCGAGGGAGCAGGUGAGCGGGCCCUUCCCUCGCUCCCCCACCGCCUGGCGCCCCUGCGGAUGCGGCCAUGACCCGGCGUUGGCGGGGCCGGCCUGGCCAUGGGCUGCCUGCAGAGCGUGGCGUGCAAGGCGCGGGUGCGGCGGGAGAACAUCGUGGUCUACGACGUGUCGGCCUCCAUCGAGCCCAGUGCCACCGCCAUCGAGGAGACCUCGCCCAUCGUGCUCCGCUACCGCACGCCCUACUUCCGCGCCGCCGCCCGCGUCCUCAUGCCGCCCAUCCCGCGCCGCCACACCUGGGUGGUGGGCUGGAUCCAGGCCUGCAACCACAUGGAGUUCUACAACACCUACAGCGACCUCGGCAUGUCAAGCUGGGAACUUCCAGAUUUAAGGGAAGGACGUGUGAAAGCCAUCAGUGAUUCUGAUGGAGUGAGCUACCCUUGGUAUGGAAACACCACAGAAACAGUGACCUUGAUUGGCCCCACUAAUAAGGUCUCCAGGUUUUCAGUCAGUAUGAACGACAAUUUCUACCCUAGUGUAACAUGGGCUGUCCCUGUGAGUGACAGCAAUGUGCCACUACUAACCAGGAUCAAACGGGACCAAAGCUUUACCACGUGGCUUGUAGCUAUGAACAUGACCACAAAGGAAAAAAUUAUCUUGCAGACUAUAAAAUGGAGGAUGCGAGUGGACAUUGAAGUUGAUCCCAUGCAGAUCUUGGGCAAGCGAGCCCGGUUGGUGGGGAGGACUCAACAGGAACAGCCCAAAAUUCUGAGCAGAAUGGAACCAAUUCCACCAAAUGCACUAGUGAAACCCAAUGCCAAUGAUGCCCAGGUCCUCAUGUGGAGGCCCAAAAGAGGCAUGCCUUUGGUAGUGAUACCACCCAAGUAGAGGACAUAGAGGACUAUACAAGUGAGAACUUUUGCCACCGCUGGUGUUAAAUCUGAGCCAAAGAAGACCUCUCAAGUUCACCUGCUUGUUGCAGCUGUAAGUGGAAAGAGGGCUUCUUCAAGACAGUAUUAUAUGUCUAUGGCCAGUGCUGUGCCACAGCGAAAAACCUAGAUCUGGGGAUGCUGGAAGAUGAAAUGAAGCUGUUUCUCCCUUCAAGAGUUUCUCAUGGAGAAAAUGGCACACUGAAAUAUUUUGAUCACAAGUGUUAUUUCCAGUGCCUGUGGCUAAUGCUGCUUCCCAGCCAAUUAGAUGUAGUUAUGGAGGUCAUUCUUACCAGACAUUCAUGGAUUUCUAGUAUGUUGCUUAUUACUGGGGAAUAGGAUAGGAAGGGAUGGCAUAUUACCACAACAUUAUACCUAUGCAUUUUUAUUGAUAAUCAGAAUUAUUGCCCUGCUCAUUGGAAUGAAAGGAAAGUUUGUGAAGCAGGAACGACAGUGCUGACUGUUGAGCUUCACGCCUCUAGAAAGAAAAGCCCUGUUCACAUGGAACUGUCCACGGUGCUGAACUAAAGCACAACCCGAAUUACCAGUAAUAUUGUCCACUUUUCCUCUUUCAGGGGAUAAUUUAUUUGGACUAAUGGCGUUAAGACCUUUUGCAUGUUUCUCAGUGUGUUUCAAGUAGUUGUAAGUGUAGGAAUUUUGCCAUAGUUGUCCAUGUUGUGGGGAAAAUACAAGGUAAAUCAACAUUGCUGUUUCCAGACAGCAUUCCCUACUUCUGUUUUUGUCAAGGAACAAAAUAUGGUCUGCACACAGCAUGUUUGUUCAGCAAGGAGAAAGAAAUUAUUAGUUAUGUUUGACAUGGGUAGAACGAUGCUACUCACUGAGAAUACUGAAAAACAGGAGGAACAAAUUACCUUUAAAACAUGAUCAGUGAGAAAUAUUAAAAACCCAGUAUAUCUCCAUCCCACUGCCUAUAAUAUCUCAUCUUUCAAAUGGUGAAGGAGGAACCCUCAAAGGGAGAACAAAUAUGGAGAAAAUUCUUGGAGCAUAAGCACUUAACGAAAUCUUGCAAGGCUAGAUGAUACCCUCAGGCUAUCUUCUAGAAUUGAAUUUUUGUAAAUGGAAAGUUCCCAUUUUGCAAAUAGCUUUGAAAGGUUAAUUUUAAUCUUUCUCUUUAUUUAAAGAGAAUACAUCGUCAUAUACUGGAUAGUGAGCACUGGAAGCUAAUGGGACUCACUUUUGACAUCUUCUUAAGCACUUGUUGUCAGAUUAGUAGUAUGUCUGAUUAUUAUGAUGAGUGAAAGUAUGCCUACAACCCAUAUUAUAGCCGGAGGAGUGCUUUCAGUCUCUUUGUGUUACUAUACUAUUGUUGACUUUAAAGCUACACCUCCUAUGGGAAUUUUACAAAAGGUAGUGCAGAAAGUGGUACACUUCAUGGAAGCUCUGUGUAUAGUUUUUUUGGUCCAUACACAGUUUGGGGCAUUAACAGCAUUGAGAACAAAGGAGAUUAUUUUGAAAACUGAAGAAAAUCAGAAAUACUGCUGAUUUCUUCAACUACAUAAUAGUGGGUCAUAGUUCUAUGGCUAGUAGCUAUUGCAUCAAUAUGAAGAUAAGGCCAAUCAACCAAGAUUUGUGAUGUGUUUAAACACUUUUAGGAAUUAUUACAUGCAGAAUCCAUGUAGGUACAAAAUGUAUGGUAUGCUAACACAUUUUUUGCAUCAAGCCAGUAGCAUUGGAGAUUGUCAUUCUUAUGUAAGCAGAGAUUAGCACUUCCAAAGAAAACGAUGCAUUUUUCACUGAGGUGGUUGUGCUCUUUCUCCAUAUGUAUAUAUAUACGAUGCACUAAUAGUAGCCUGUUGAUCUGUCAUUAGCUAGGUCUUCACUAUGAACUAUUUGGGCAUCUGAAACACUAUUUUGUAUGAGUGGAAUCUUUGGGGUGGGAGGACAAAAUUCCUGGCAAUCUUACUAAAAUUACAUCAUUGUUUUUGAUAAUGCUUCUUGGCAUAUCAUGACAGGAAGCCCGAGGUAAAAGUGUGUGUAACCUAGCAUUAGCACUAGUUUUGGAUUUGAUCUCAGUACUUGAACUUCCUUGUCUUCAGGUCAGCUACACAACACGUUUCUUCUGUUGAUUUGGAUUGUUGCCAUCAUUCUGCUUCUUUGUAAUGCUUUUAAUGAUCCUGCUUAUCUCAGAUUCCAUACACUUGUUCUAUGAAGCUCUUGAUUCCACACUGGCCAAACGUAUAAGGACUGCUGUGCAUCCAUGGGCAGGCAAGCCUUAUUCCCAUGGCUAGUUCCUUUGGAAGAUUAUGCGAAGUAUUUUGAACUUGAAGAAGCUGCUAAACAAAUGGUGUUAUUAAGCCAUGGAUCUACAUAUACUAGGGCAAACACUACUGAAAUUACUUGAGUCUGCCAUAUAAUAAUUAAGGGAAUGAAAUAUACCGCUGUGCCAUCUGCUGUGAAAUUUACUGCCACACAGAGUACACGCUCUGUGUGACACCUUUGUUGUAGCAAGUUUCAAAGAGCUGUGUUGCAUCAUUCUUUACCUACAAUAUAAUAGAUGGCAUGUUGAUUGAUACUAAUUAGACUAAUAUUAGCUUUGUAUGAAUUACCCUCUAGAAAUUCACUCAACACUGCUGAAUUCCCAUAGGAAGCUUGCCUGAUUCUAGAACAUCAUGUUAAUACUGUCCUACCACCCACAUUGUUUUGAGUUUUGCUCCACUGAUUUUCUUUUGCAUGAUACAUACUUUGUCAUCCUAAUAGUGAGUUAGUUUGCAGUCAUUGUGGAAGUCAGAAUUCUCUACUUAACCUUGCACAAUGACCAAACCCUCCCAUUUAGACCGCCCUUUUACCUAAAGCAGUUCCCCAACUGGGUUGUGGGACUAUAGAUUUCAGCUAUAGUCCUAUUGCUGAACACACAUCAAUUGUGUUAUCUUCCAGGACCCCUGAAGGACCCUCAGGUGGUCCAGAAGAAUGCCUUGUUGCUGUGUUCUUCUCUAGAUGGUAAAUGGUUGUUUUGGGGAGCCUGAAGCAGGUAAAAAGUGAAUUUUGGAAAUGGUAGGUAGGAUAUAGUAUAGUCUUGCCUCAUAGAAUUUAAUGCUAUGUCUCUCUGAUCCAGGAUUUUAGCCAUGAACUCAUGAAUGCUUGAAAAAAUAGGGAUGGAAUUGGGAGAAUAUGAGACUACCAAAUUCUAUGCCUUCUAAAAAAUUGAUUUAAGUUGUGUCAAGCUCAGCUUCGCUUAGGUCACCUCAUAUUAUUUUUAUUGAUGGGUUUCUGUUUACACUUGACACAUGCUGAGCUUUGGGACGGAGACCAAAGUCUUUCUGCCUAAUUUCCCCAGGUUUCAAUGACCUGUGCCUUUGCUUGGCCCUGGCUAGGAUUAAUUGCUGUUCUCCAUUACCUCAGAAAACAAAUAGCUAAUUUAGGAUAUGUAAAGCUCUGGCAGACUGCACAGUCUAUUUCUGUGAGCAUUCUGAGACUAUGAGGAAACUUUCCUAAUUUCUUUCCUUUUAAGAAAAAGAGGAGCACUAUUUUAAUAGCUCAUUGGAAAUGAAUGGUCAAAAGUAUGGAUGAAAACAAUUGGAUGGUGUCAUACAAAAGGAGGGACACCACAUAUUCAACUGCCACAAAUGCAACAUUUCUUUGAUGUCAGUUUUUGAAUAUCUUGAGUGAAAGCUGAUAGUCUUCUUUGGUGCAUUUUAGAAAAACUUAAUUGGAAGGAGGUGCAGAAACAUUCAAGAUCCAUUUAAUAUAUAAUUUCCCCAGAUUUAACAUUUCUUCUGUUAUGUGUUAUCAACAGUAAUGCCUGAGAUGGAGAACCGAGGUGGUUGACUGGUUCGAAAUGUAGAUAUUGGAGGAUUGAAGGCUGAUUAACCCAGUGCACUCAAGAAGUGAUUCUAAACUAGCCAUCCUGAGCGCAGGAUAAUCCAUUCUUGUCUCCCUGGAAAAAAAAUACUUCCUUCCCUCUGUGAAAGGCAGAAGGUGCUUUCCAUGGGGGAAGGAAGUCUGACAGAGUUUGGUUUCCUUGACAAGAAUACCCAGAAUGUAUUAAUUCUGGUCAUGGGUAUACCUUGAUGUUUUGGCAGUGCAUGUGAUAGAGUCACAUUGCUCAUUGGGGUGGACAUUGAUUAUAUUCCUUGCAUCACAUGGCCUUGCUACUCAUUGAGUAUGAGAGAGCAGCAUUGCAUUUCCAAGCCAAGCCUAGGGUGUAGAGCAGUCCUGCACAAAACUUGUGGCCUUCCAGGUAUUUUGAACUUCAGCUCUCAGAAUUCUUAACCACUGGACAAGCUGUCUAGGACUUCCAAGAGUUGGAAUCCCAAACACCCGGAGGGUCACAGGUUGUGCAGACCUGGCGUAGAUGAACAGAUCAUUGCUUGGGUUGAAUCCCAAAAAGAAUUCAAGGUUAUCAAGGUGUAUUUCAGGGAUUAAUGUUAUAGAAUAGAAGUGGUAGCUCUUAAAAUAUAUCAUGCAUUUUAGAAAGUAUGUUCCUGAGUGUGAUGUAUUUAUAGAGGGAACAUUUUUUAGUAGUAUUGCGUUGGCUAGUUGGCUCAUAUCAGAGGAAAACCCAGUCAAAACUGGUCACCUGUCCCAGGGCAUCCCAUGAAGUUGUUCUAAUACUUUAAGCUGUACAAAGUGAGGUGCUUUCUUCUCGAUAGUAAAAAGGAUAAUAAAACAAAGUAUGUUGCAACAUGCAAUUUGUUGGUAUUGAUAAAGCAUUUGGCAGGGAUUGGCUAGUAGCAUCAUAGGAAUCUUGGGCAGUGAAAAGACUAUUUGAGCUAUUCCAAUCUUAGACAUGGCUGUCAGACAAGUUACAGGAAAGGCAUGGAAGAGUCAGGGGCUUGAGGAGGCAACUGCUCAAUAGGAAAGAGGAGGUGUGUGUUCAGAUCAUGUUUGCAAGAGCUGCAAAUGGUCUGAGUCCUUAUUUCAGGAGCAGCUAGAGUGGCAAGCAUCCCUCUAAUGAUCUCGACAUAGCUUUUACAUAUGACCAAGACAUUCUAAUACUGAGGAAAGUUGUAACACCCCCCUCCCCCAAAUGGUGAAUCAUGCCCCAAAACCUUUGGUGGACAAGAGUUGCUAGUGUUUGUAAAUUGAUCAUAUGUCCCUUUUAGGUCAGAAUAAAGCCUUGCAUGCAAAAGUUGCUAUUCCGCCACUUCCUGUUUUGAAAGCAGUCUGAAAGAUACCUGAAAUUACAUUUUUGGGUUAACCUUUCCCCCAAAGAAUCAUGGUUGUGAUGUUGAGCAAAAUAACCAACAGAUCCGUCAAGGUUGCCCAGCCCUGCCUUUCUGUUUCAUGUUGUCCCUUUAGUUGCUCUUUUAGAAGGGUGCAGAAGAUAUGGUUUGUCUAAUACUGGUAGAACUCAAAGUGGAGUGGAAUCAUGGAUUUGUUAAUUUCCCAUUUUUCCCUGAUCUUUUUAUUUUUGUUUUUUGAGGACUGCAAGAAGUAUGCUUCUGGGAAGGGAAGCUAAGGUAGAAGAAAAGUAUAUGUGGCAAACAUUGGUCAAGAGAGCUGAAAUUCAUACUGACUUGAAGUAACUAGCCAGAUCUUUGACAUCAGUACUUCUUGUAGUCAUAACAUCUAAUAUCAACCGCAGGCAACCUUUUGAGUUUACCUUUCAACUAAAUAGGUAGCAUGGUUACUUGUAAGGGAAGAAAACUUUCAUCAUCCCAGAACUGUUGGGAAAUAGAGUCUAAUAAAGUCAUUUUUAAGAAUAGAUGUGGCAGUCUUAAUGCCUUCUAAAUUAAUUUUAGAAGCAGCAAAAAAUAGGUGUCGGUGACUGCAGCAAUAGAGCAAGGAAUUGAAUAGUCUUACUUUGGACAGAGUUUCAUUGUGUAUGUGCUAGAAAUCUAUAUAAACAUAAAAAUAACAAGUAUAAGCUUUAAUUUGGAUACAAUGAAUUAGUGCAUUAUUAAGUAUCUACCAACUAUUUUAAGAUUGUGGCUGAGAAAGAGCCUCCAUUCUACAUAGCCCAAUGACUUUUUGUGCCUCAGUUAAGAAUGAAUAUUGUCACAAUAGAGGUUACUAAUUCUAUUAUUUUGGUUUUUGUCUUGGGAGCUGACACAACAGCUGAGAUAUUUGUGGCUCUGGCACUUUCUGCCUUCCUCCUUUCUUCUUGCUACUUCUUCCUUGGCACAGCUUUCAACUUGUGGCCUGUUACAGUUUAGAUUAUAUAAGGUAACCCAUAGGAAACUCGUAUAGGUUGGAACCUUCCUUGGGAGAAGGCCUUUCUCGCCUUGCUAUUCUGAAGCAUGUAUCUGAAGCUAUCAGUUGACCAUAUGUGUGAUUCCCCCAAAGGGUGAGGCAUCUUUACUCUCAGGGAAGAACAUGGGGGCUAGACCACAGAUUGGGAAUCCAGACAUUUUCUCCGCCUGUGAAACUGGAUUAAAAGCGCCUCCAGUGUCUUGGUUCCUUUUAGCACAUGUCCACCUUCACAUUUGUGCCUCUGUGCCACCAGGUCCUUGCUCCUGGGGGGAAUUGUUGCAUUGGAUUCUGAGCCGAAUGACUCCUGUUGCAGCAGCCCGGGCUGACUGGUGAUAGACAGAGCAGGAAGAGGCUCUUCCUCUGUAGAUAGAUUUCUAAGGGCAUUGGCUGUCACAUAGUGUCCAUCCUGUGAAGGAUUCCCUGUGGGUACUCAUUGAUCCAUAGAGGUCUGUGCUUGUAAUUCCAGCAGAAGAAUCCCUUUCCCCUUUUGCAGGAGAGCUGUCAUCUGUAUUUGCUGAAAGGGAGCAGCCCUCCCAUAUUGCAUUCUGUGUAACUUUACACCAAAUUCUGUACUUGCAUCCAUGUUCCACAUCAGGGGAACAUGUACUCUGGAUUGUAAUAUCAACUGUUUUAAACUACAAGACAAUAUACACUACUUUUGUUUAUUGAUUGAUUGUUUUUGACUGAACUUUUCACCCCCUGAGCAGUCCCCUGAUUCCAGUCCUUACAGUAAAUGUCUACUGUUUGCAUUGAAACAAAUCACUAAACUUAGCGCACAGGAAAUGCCUUUCUCACAUAUACAACUUAAUGUCUUAAGCUUCCAUCUUGUUUUUAAUUCUUUGUUUGCACCACAAUUAGCAGCUAUGAACAAAAGCCGUAGUAAACUGGGAAUGAGAACAAAUAGAGAAACUUACAUCUGUUUUCUUCAGGCCAUGGUUCUCCUUUCAUGUUUUAAUCUGGACUUUCUAGAAAUUCUCCUUUUUACUCCUUUGUAGAUUUUUUCCUUUCACUGCCUUUACAGUUGUUAGCAGUUUCCAUUGAUACUGACAGGAAUAGAAACUAAAGUCAGCUUGGAACUAAAACCCCAGGUCAAGACUGAAAGAAGAAAGCUGUUUUGCAGAGUGCCUUAAAACAACACUGACAUUAACUGAAGGCAGGGAAAAGGAGUAGAAGCGCAUUGCUCUUUAUCUGUGGAUUUUCCAAAGGCUCGAUCAAUGUGGCAUUCUAUUUCUCUGGGAUUUGAAGAAAUGUUAAAUACAUGACGCAUUGCAAAUAGAAGUCCACGUCCAUUAUUUAUAUGGGAUGGGGUAAGUUUAAAUUUGAAAUAUACAAAAUUGACAAUACCAUUUGGGAAGAGAAAGAAGGGUUUCCACUUGAGCUUCUUGGUGUAGCUAGCAGGAAAAAAAUGGAUCAAACUAGACAAGCCUUACAACGUUUGCUUACUGAAAACCUUUGAUUUAACUCAGUUUGACAUUUCCCUUUGAUUUUUUGCAACAGUUUCUCUCAAGUACUUAAUCAAAGGUACUCAAAUAUGAUGUUCAAUUUACACAUAAUGUGGGAGGAACUAUAAUAUGAUUUGCAAUUUCCAACUCAUUGUUUUUCCAGUGAUUUGAUUUUUAAGGAUCAAUCCAUUUGAGUUCAGAGUUGGGGAAACAUUCAGUCUUUAACUACAGCGACAAGGUGAAAAAGAUGAAAUGCACCAAAUGGCAGGAUUUUUGCUGCAAAAGAAAGUAGUACACUUGGAAUAGUGCCCAAAGCUUUUCUAAAAGGACUAGAAAAGCACAUUGAUGCCAGAGUAGUGCCACUCAAUGGAAGAUGCUCUGUGUGCGCUGAAAGAAAGAAAGAAACUACUGUUGUCAAUGGACACUCACAAGUUCUUGGUACAUCAGAUAUCUUGAGAAGCAUGGAUCUAAGGAGAAGGGUUGUAUAUUAAAUACUAUGUUUCUGAGUCUCCCAGAAUACAUCAUCUCCAUAAUAACUGCUAUCGGGGUGAUUAUCUGGAAAAUGCACAACAGAUAAAUAACUGCAUAUCUGUUCUGGCAAAACUGUUCUGUCAUUGGAAACAGGGGAUACCGACAUUCACAAAAGUGGGGUGGAAAGUAAGAGAGACUAUGUUCAGCUUGAUCUGAAUGCGGAGUUGAGAUUUUAUGUAGAAAUUCAAACCUGAAUUAUAGAUUGAAAAAUGCAAAUGUGGUGGUGUCUUAAGAAACUAGGCUGAAAACUGCCUUUUCUUCUGGUUGGCAUUUCAGUACCAUCCUUGAUUGUAACAGCAUUAAACAACUAUUAUGCUGUGGA
This is a messenger RNA of Anolis sagrei ordinatus, 9428 nucleotides long. RefSeq names its product family with sequence similarity 78 member B (gene FAM78B). The record is from RefSeq and is a predicted model, not a curated record. Lineage: Eukaryota; Metazoa; Chordata; Lepidosauria; Squamata; Anolidae.